CGCCAGCUAAGCGCGCUUUGUUUUGGCAUAGAAUUUGGGAAUUGUUUAUUUUGUUAAAAGAUUUUGUUGCAAUUUUGUAUUUUCCCGUCAGUUUAACUAAACAAUAUGAGGGAGUGUCCUUAUGGCGAUAAGUGCUACAGGAAGAAUCCCAUUCAUUUUGGCGAGUUUUCACAUGUACAUUUGGAUGCCAUUUAUGAAAAGGGCAAUGGGUCGGGAAGUUACGAUAUACCUGCGAAAUAUGACAGCGAAAUGAUUCUAGCCCAAUUAAAGUUGCUGGAAAAACUAUUUCCCAAAGAUGGAGCUAAAAAGGAGAAGGAAGAGAAUGUUUCUGGUUCAAAACCACCUGUGACUGCUCCAGUUAACAGUGGAUCCUCUAGUUCGAGGCCCUCAAAUAACAAUCCGAGUGGUUCCUCAACUUCCCGAUCAGCUCCUCCCCAGGACACCUCAAAUCUGGCCAAAAAACAGAAGAUGAAUGCCAAGAACAUCAGAGAUUAUAUUCCUGUGGUGGUGGAAAAAGGAGGAAUGGCCAAGAAACUGGAGCGAGCAGCUCCUUACAACAUGUUCCUUACGGCGAUUACGGACUCAAAGCCCACCCACUCGGAACCCUUGAGCGUCACCUUUCAGGAAAUCCUAGACGAAAGUCUGGGUGAGAUCGAGAGCACCGUGCAAAUAAACUUCAUGGUGGAUAUCGGCUGGCUUCUCGGGCAUUACUACUUUUCCGGGAUACUAGACAAACCGCUUCUGGUUCUCUAUGGCGACGAAUCUCCGGAAAUUCUCAACAUCAGCAAGCUUAAGCCGCAGGUCACAACCGUUCGGGUUAGGAUGCCCACUCCCUUCGCCACCUCGCACUCCAAAGUGAUGUUUCUGGGCUACACUGAUGGCUCCAUGCGGGUGGUCAUCUCCACUGCUAACUUGUACGAGGACGAUUGGCACAACCGCACGCAGGGCUUGUGGAUCAGUCCCAAACUGCCUGCUUUGCCGGAGAACGCGGACACGGGAGCAGGCGAAAGCCAGACGGGCUUCAAACAGGAUCUAAUGCUUUAUUUGGUCGAGUACAAGAUUAGUCAGUUGCAGCCCUGGAUUGCCAGGAUUCGAAAAAGCGAUUUUAGCGCCAUCAACGUGUUCUUUUUGGGAUCUGUGCCUGGCGGUCACCGCGAGAGCGCCGUGAGAGGUCAUCCUUGGGGUCACGCUCGCUUGGGCGCACUCCUCUCCAAGCACGCAACUCCCAUCGACGAUCGCAUACCUGUAGUUUGCCAGAGUUCGAGUAUUGGAAGCCUGGGUCCCAAUGUACAGUCCUGGAUUCAGCAGGAUUUCGUCAACUGCCUGAAGAAGGACUCCACGCCUGUGGGAAAACUGCGCCAGAUGCCGGCUUUUAAGAUGAUUUAUCCUAGUUUUGGAAACGUGUCGGGUAGUCACGACGGAAUGCUGGGUGGCGGAUGUCUGCCCUACGGAAAGAACACCAAUGACAAGCAGCCUUGGUUAAAGGAGUACCUGCAGCAGUGGAAAUCUAGCGAUCGCUAUCGCUCCAGGGCCAUGCCGCACAUUAAAAGCUAUACCCGCUAUAAUCUCGAGGAUCAGUCGGUGUAUUGGUUUGUCUUAACGUCGGCCAAUCUUUCAAAAGCAGCCUGGGGCUGUUUCAAUAAGAACUCAAAUAUUCAACCAUGCUUGAGGAUUGCAAACUACGAAGUCGGUGUUUUGUUUCUGCCCAGAUUUCUGACUGGCGAGGACACCUUCCCUUUGGGUAACAACCGCGAUGGUGUUCCCGCUUUUCCACUGCCCUAUGAUGUUCCAUUGACGCCUUAUGCUCCAGAUGAUAAGCCCUUCUUGAUGGAUUAUCUUCAGGGUUGAGAUGUUUAGUUGUUGAGAUGUUUAAAAUGUAUUUGAUUGUAGUUUCAUUUGUCUAAGUUAUCGUUUUUGAAUUUUGAUGUAUUUAUUUAUGUGAUCCUCGCAUUAAAGAAAAGCCAAAAAUGA
This is a messenger RNA of Drosophila ficusphila, 1971 nucleotides long. RefSeq names its product probable tyrosyl-DNA phosphodiesterase (gene gkt). Gene Ontology annotation, biological process: single strand break repair; double-strand break repair. Gene Ontology annotation, cellular component: nucleus. The record is from RefSeq and is a predicted model, not a curated record. Lineage: Eukaryota; Metazoa; Arthropoda; Insecta; Diptera; Drosophilidae. The coding region runs from base 106 to 1848 and encodes 580 amino acids. The transcript is spliced from 5 exons. Gene Ontology annotation, molecular function: single-stranded DNA binding; double-stranded DNA binding; 3'-tyrosyl-DNA phosphodiesterase activity.